This is a messenger RNA of Necator americanus (New World hookworm), 1269 nucleotides long. RefSeq lists its product as uncharacterized. NCBI's taxonomy places the organism in Eukaryota, Metazoa, Nematoda, Chromadorea, Rhabditida, Ancylostomatidae. The transcript is spliced from 13 exons. The record is from RefSeq and is a predicted model, not a curated record. The coding region runs from base 1 to 1269 and encodes 422 amino acids. Gene Ontology annotation, biological process: protein transport. Gene Ontology annotation, cellular component: cytoplasm.
AUGCCCGAUAGCUGCCUUUACAUAACGUUCACAAAAUCACAAGAUGUCUAUUUUCCUGGAUCAGUUAUCGAGGGAAUCGCACAUCUCGUCCUGAACGAGCCCAUAAAGGCUCGAACGCUGACUGUUGGCCUCGAUUGCCGAGCACACACCAGCUACGAUGUGUCACGGAGCAGGACAGUUACGGAUUCGGAUGGUAAAUCAAGUUCGGAAAACUACACGGAAAGCUAUUCAGCUACUACAGUUUAUGCCAAUGUGGAAACCAUCGUAUGGACAUCACCACCAGAUGGCAAAGAGGUUAUGCCAGCUGGUACGUAUCAGUACCCGUUCGUAUUCAAAUUGCCGCUCGAUCUUCCUCCAAGUUUUGAAGGAAGUUACGGAUACAUUCGACAUAUGGUGAAAAUGGAACUUGAUCGACCUUGGCGAUUUAAUAAGCGUGACAAGAAAGCCUUCACAGUUCUGCCCACAUUUGACCUUAACACUAUUCCGGAAGCAAUCAUGCCAGUUACGGAAUUUAAGGUUAAGAAAUUGGGAAUAAUUCUGUUCAGACAUGGAGAAGUGGCAGUGGAGUGCGAGAUUCCUAAAGGUGGUUUUGUGCCGGGUGAAAUGAUUGUAGUGAACGCACAGGUUAUUAACGACAGCUCCAAGAAUAUUGUUAAGGGGAAAAUAAAACUGUUGGAAGUGUCGAACUACGUGGGCUAUAACGUCGGGAAGACAAUUCCGCAGUCACCAUACCUAGUGAAUGUAAGAGGUGACAACCACCGCGAACAGCGACGUAAAAUAGCAACAGGGGAGCAAGAACUUUGCAUAGCAAAGAACAGCAAAGGUAACGUCCAACUGUAUCUACAAGUUCCUUCAACGGUGCCGUCUUUCAAUUAUUGUCCAAUAAUUAAAGUUGAAUACGUUGUUGAAUUGAAAUUCGAAAGCACUGGCUCACUCAACAGCAAUAUUGAAACUGCCGUUCCGGUGAUUAUCGGAACGAUACCCAUACGGGAAAGGCUUUCACAAGAACCUACACCCACAUCAUCGAAAAUUUAUCCUUCUCUACCAGAAAUGGAUAGUCCUCCACCAUAUUCUCAAGAAAAUAUCCAAGGAGAUUCUUUGCUGCCACCAUUCAGCUACGUGGAAUCAGUCAAAGGCAUCGAGGGCACGGUUAUUGACAAAUACAGUAUAGAGCUAUAUGUUCCUCGAUAUCCGUUCUACUCACAGCUAUCUGAAAUCAACAAAAAGGCAGAAGAAGGCGAUGGGAAAAAACCUUUGGAUCGACCCUAA